Daphnia carinata is the source of this 5291-nucleotide messenger RNA. Its product is annotated as kinesin-like protein CG14535. Bases 308 to 5260 code for a protein of 1650 amino acids. Gene Ontology annotation, molecular function: ATP binding; microtubule motor activity; microtubule binding. The transcript has 15 exons. Gene Ontology annotation, biological process: microtubule-based movement. NCBI's taxonomy places the organism in Eukaryota, Metazoa, Arthropoda, Branchiopoda, Diplostraca, Daphniidae. The record is from RefSeq and is a predicted model, not a curated record.
GUUUUCUUUCGGGACGGUUUUUGAAGUUAAAAAAAAAAAAUCGCAUUUUUCUUGAACAUCGGUUGAUGAGUUAGUGUGUGUGUGUGUGUCUAGUGUGUGCGUGUGUGUGUUUCUCGCUCGACGAGCUACUGGCAGUGAAUUUUUUUUUUCGUGUGAUACUUAAUCAACACCAUCCUGAUUUCCAUUUUUGUUGGUGUUUGGAGUCAAUGAAAAAAAAAAAGGAAGAAACUUCCUUGAAGGAUAUGAUUGGAGGAAUUUAAAUCGUUUUGAUUUAUAAAAAGAAAGAAAAUACAUCGGAGGAGACGUUAUGGAAACUAAUGUGCCUGCGUUAUCGUCGCGAUCGGAUUGCAAUUUGAACUGGAUGACCCGCGUACCGUCCCCUUUCCCGCCGGGCGUUGUUGAGCACCUCCCGCCGGACGGACGACUUCAUCAUCAAAGGAGAGUAGCAGAGACAGCACCAGAAACGGCCAACGUAAUGAAUUAUCCAGUUCAGCAGCCAAAGGUUUUGAUGACACGAACGAAAGUGGAGACGAUGGGCGAUCAACGUCGCGCUCCUCCGCCUCCUCCGCCGAGAGGUGUUACCCUGCGUUCGCCAUCUGCUGUUAUCGCGCCUUUGGGCGCUUGUGGAACGGCUCGUCCGCCUUCGUCGACGUCCGCCAGCACGUCGUCCGCCAACCGACUCCAUUUCAAAACGGCCAACGCCGCCAAUGCCCCCAAUGCCAUUACACCUGCCAUUAAGCCGGCGAUGAAGGAACACGUUCCAGCCGAACUGUCCGCUGGAUUGUCUGGCCUACAUCAUCAGCAAGGCUACCUGGAAACCCGUUACGCCUACAGCGUCAACGGCAUUCUCGGAUCGGCCGCCCAGGCCUCAGCCGCUGCCGCCUUCUUCGCCAGAGCUUCGCAGAAAUUGAAUCUGGCGUCACCUCAACGCCGGAAGCGGCACGGAUCUUCGGAUGGAGCCGAAUCGCCCAUUCCGGCCGCGGUUCACCGCUUCGGAACGGAUUUCAGCGGACUGCUACGUCGCAACCCGCCGCCGCCUACGCCUCACCUCCUCCGACGUCUCGGGCUCCGAGAGAACCCCGGAGUCGGCAAAGUGAGGGUAAUGCUGCGAGUAGCGGGCGACCCAACGACCUCCAACUUUCUCAGCGUCGACAAGAAGCGCAAACAGUUGACGCUUCAAGAGCCCGGUAAUCAUACUUCUCUGACGUUAGCGUCGUCCUCGUCGUCGGAGAAAGAGCAUCAAGUCGGCGCCGAGGACCGUCGCGUGGGUGUGGCCGCGCCCAAAAUGUUCGCUUUCGACGGCCUCUUCACCGCCGCUGACAAUUCUCAGGGCGACGUAGCCGCAUCGGUCCUGAGCGACAUCGUCACCGCCGUCAUUAAUGGUUCGGACGGAUGCGUUUUCUGCUUCGGUCACGCUCAACUGGGUAAAACGACGACGAUGGUGGGUUCGUGUUCGGAAGACAUCGGGCCGGGACUGAUGCCCACAGCCAUCUCUUGGCUAUUCCGCGGCAUCGGAGAGCAGAAAAACAAAACGGGAGCCCGUUUCUCCGUCCGAGUUUCGGCCGUCGAGAUAGCCGGCCCGUCUGAAGUUCUCCGCGAUCUUCUAGCGCCGCACGCUACUGAAUCCGAAGAGUCGCCCGGCGUCUACUUGCGCGAUGACCCUCUGCUGGGCACUCAACUGCAAAACCAGAGCGAGCUACGUGCUCCGACGGCCGAAAAAGCUGCUUUCUAUCUGGACGCGGCUCUGGCGGCCCGCACUGAUGCCUCGUCUCCGGAUGCCCGUUUCUCUCAUUUGCUCUACACUUUGCACGUCUACCAGUACAGCGUCGAUCGGAACCCUAGCCGAACUGGCAGCAGUGGUCACACCACUGGCGGUAGUACCAGUUCCGGGGUGGCUGGAGGACGAUCACGACUUCAUUUGCUGGAUCUCGGUAGUUGCCAACAAACCGGACGGCCUGCCGGAAAUGGCCAAUCGUCAGCCAACAACAUGACACUAUCCGGUUUGGGUAAUGUGCUGGUGGCCUUGUUCAACGGUCAGCGGCAUCUACCGCAUCGUGAACAUAAAAUCACGCAAGUACUUCGUGAGUGUCUCGGAUCGCUCACCUGUCAAGCCGCUCUAGUGGCUCACGUUGCCGCUUCAUCCUCUUACUCGGAAACCCUGUCCACCGUACAGAUGGCGUCCAGGGUGCACAGGAUGCGGCGUAGGAGGAUGAAAUACAAUAACGCUGGAUCUGGCGGAUCGGGAUCAGGCGGAAGCAGUGAAGAUUCCAGUCGACUGGGGCUCUCUCGCUCUUCGGGUGGUGAAAGCUCGACAGGCGGUUCGGCUGAUCCUUCUAGCAGCGAGCAGUCGUGUGACACGGUCAUCUACGUCGGUCCGAUCGAUGACGCUACCGACGGCGAACAUCCGCCCGUCUAUUUGCCAAGUCUCAAUUCUGGCGACCACCGUUGCUCCAUGUCCCGGGCGCUGAGAGGCUCCACUGUGGACCGACCGGCUGGCCAAUCAGGAAGGAGUCCAGUUCACCACGCAUCCAAGAAGGAAACAACAACAGUCGCUCCUUCACGUUCGCCACAAAUUCAGCGUAAAGUGGCCAAAUGCGAUCCUGCCCAGCAAUCGAGCAAGCAUAGUAAUGUCGGUAGUAGCGGCGGCAACAAUGAAGAGCAGUGGAUCGACGGGCCGCGGUUCAAUAAAACGCGCAUCUCUCAAGCUCGGAUGCAAGUUGUCCGGCAUCAACGCGAAAUGUGGGUCGAUGGCCCGCCUGUCGAACCUGCCCAACCGCCGACAGCGUCCGUCAUUGCUCCAGCUGUGAAUCCAACUCCGCUAGGAUACGGUUUCAUGGAUCAGCACAAACAAGGAAUGAUCCGCCAGUGGGUGGAAAACCAGAGCGUCCAGCAGAGACAUCCAGCGGUGCGGACUAACGGCCAAAUGUGGAUCGAUGCGCAGCCUCGUCCGGCCCCCGAGCCAGGCACUCCAGUCAAGGUCUUAACUGUCUUCAAGACAUGCCCGGAUGACGAAGAUGAAGCGAAAGAAGUCGAUAACACAACGUCACCCGCUGAAAAUAUCCGUUCGCCCAGAGUAAGUCGCCAUACGACUCCAGUGAAGCAGUCUCGCAGAAAAGCCGAUCCUUCUCUAGCGGAAGAAGUCACCAUUUCAUCCAAUCCCAAACAGCCACCAGAAGAGAAGCUCAACUGCUUGAGCGGCGGCGUCAACAUUGAAAGCGCUGAGCCGACGGCCUCCAGCUUAACGCUGGAGCAGCUCUACUCGCAAUGCGAACAGCUGGCCGACUCGCUUGUCCACGAAGAGGAAGAAGAAGCCGGACGUCGUUUCGUCGAGGAUUUGUCCACCGACGAAGCCUCCGAUGACCUUUCGGCCGCUUUGGAUGUCACAUCCGAACAGGUUUCCAUCAGCUGCGAUUCGUGGAGGCGUGUCCGGCAUCGCGACGAUGACGACAACACCACAGUCACGGAAUUCAAAGUCUGUGAGGUGGCCAACCAGAGAGGCCGUCAUGCGUCUCCGAUGCACGGACGCGGCGGGGAUUACAGUCCCGAGUACAUCGAGGUCGAAGAACCCGAUGAGCCUGUGCCCACACAAGAUUCGUGUCUUCAAGUGACCGAGGAAGAUAUCGCUUUCUCCAUGAUGGAAGCCUUGGAGGCUAAAUGUAACGACCUUCGCAGUCUCUCUAGCUGCGCCGAGGGCGACGAACAUCCACUCAGAGCCCUUUCGCAAGAUAAUUUGACUGUCAUUUCGCACUUUACGGGCGAGACCUACUCGCAGGGCACGGCUUCCGAAUGGGAGCCAAUUGGCUCUUCCAUUUUCGAUCCGAUGCCGUCGUCAUCGGCGAUGGAGAACGUCGAUUUUUAUCAGACGCAACUGGAACAGCUCGCCAAGCUGCACCAGCAAAUCUACCAGCAAUCUGCCGCUGGAAACGCUGCUGGAACUUUGCAUCCUACGCCACUCAGUGCUCUUACCAACUGUAACAUUGGUUCUUUCAAGGAUCUACCGCUGCUCACCCAGGACUGGAACAGCGUGGCUGUCAGAACCUCGCCCGGCAGAAACGGAAAGGGCCAAGAACCUCGUAAAGCACUGGUGUCGACUAUCGGUAUGGAGCUGGAACGCGAACUGGGCAUCCAAGACGCCAACCAAGCGGCAAUUUUGUCUUCGCUAAGACAUCCGGACGGGGCUUCCGAUCCGCAUUUGGAUCAGCAUUCUGGAAGAACUUACGAAAGUGCCCGUUCAUGUGAGGUACAACAAGAGCAACAGGAAAGGUUACCGGGCAACGGAGCAUCCAACUCUGAUCCUGAGGAAGAGAUGGCCAUAAAAUCUAAUGCAAUUAACAGCGCAGCAACGAUGGCUAGCCUGGUCCCUGAACGAGAGUGCAAAAGCUUUAACGAAGAGAACAUCGUUGAACACGAGAAAGUAAUUCAUCAUAAAACGCCGAAACUAAGCCGUUUUUUCUCCGGCUCCAAGAACAAGCAACAGUCAAGCUCGGUCACUAAGCGCAACACGGCCACCAGCACGGCGGCCAGCCCCGUACCAACUCCCAAAGCGACGUCAUCAGCUAAAGCGUCGCCCAAGGUCGAGAAGCGCUCAAAGAGCCGAGAAAAUACGAGUAAACACAAUUCGCCCGCCAAGUCGCUCUCCAAAUCGCCGUCUCGCAUCGAUCCGACCACUUCUGCCUCGAUUCCUCCAUCGCCCAAGUCGCAAUCGUCCAAAUCCAGCAACAAAAAAGAUAAAGUGAAGGCCAGCUCGUCGCACAAGAGCCCAAAGAAGGAUUCGAAAAUCAACUGGGAUGGAAAAUCGUCCAGUUCCAAGCGCGACGUCAAGUCUUACGGAUUCAGCUACGAAAGCUGUCAUCAAACGGCGCCUAGCUCAUUGUGCCCUUCAGAGGGUUAUGAAAGUGGCGGAUCAGACUCUGGCGUGCACCUCAGUGCAGCCUCUCCCAUCAAGAACCGGAGGCAUGCCCAGCAGACUCAGCAACAACAACAAAUUCGCCGUCAGCACUUGAUGCCGAUCGGUGAAAUGCCCCGGAAGAAUUUUUCCAGUGGAACGAGCACCAGCGGAUCGGGCGGUUCUGGUGGAUCCGCUGGCCAUUACGAGAGUUCCGGCUAUGAAAGUGUCAUUCGUGAUAGCGAAUGCUCUAGUUUGGGUUCCAGCAGCCAAGACUCGGAUCGCAUGGUCGAAGCCGUUCCCUUGGCUCUCGCCAUUAGCACUGGCAAACAAUCUGCUGCUAUUGGUCAAUCAAGCAGUUGCACGAUACUUUAAGAAAAAAGAAUUGAGGAAUGAGACUUAAAAG